Messenger RNA from Cutaneotrichosporon oleaginosum, 1278 nucleotides. RefSeq lists its product as uncharacterized. NCBI's taxonomy places the organism in Eukaryota, Fungi, Basidiomycota, Tremellomycetes, Trichosporonales, Trichosporonaceae. The record is from RefSeq and is a predicted model, not a curated record.
CGUCCAUCUCGUACAUCUCGUUCAUCAUCGCUCCAUCUCAUCGCUCUCGACGCUCUCCAUCUCCAUCCACUCCAUCAAGCAUCCCUCACCACAAUGGAGUCUAUCCUCGGCGGCCGCUCCCGGCCAAACACCCUCGACAUCGACCCCGACCUCACACUCGACAGGCGGAAGCGGCGGCGCGUGGCCUCUCGCGUUCCGCUCCCCACGCCAACACACUCUGCGCCGUCCAACUCGGCGCCAUCGGCCUCGACAUCGCCCGCCGUAACAUUCACCGCACUCCCCGACCUCCCCACGCCGCCAGCUGCUUCUCCCGCGCACACCGAUCCCCUGCCACCCUCGGACCAGCCAGCGCCCUCCGACCCCACCCCAACACUCCCACACGCCGUGCUCGCCGCCGGCCAAAUUCGCCUCUUAUCCCCACACGACCUCGUGACGGACACGCUAGGCGCGUACGCAUCCCUGCGCAGCGCUAUCGCGGCCGCGACGCCCCACCCAGGCGGCCUGCACGCACUGCAAGCGGUGCUCGCCGCGGGUCCGAUCGCUGGCGAACGAAACUUUACUGUGUCGAGGGAAGCGCUUGCGGCACUCAACCUCCCCCUGGCGCCGGCGACGGUCGCCGUCGCGCUCGGGCUCCCGCGCGCCGGCACCGCCGGCACCGGCCGCCGCAUGGCGCUCCCCUUCUUCUUUGCGUCCGAUAACCUCGUCGCCCUCUUCACGGCGAUGCGCGCGGGCCUCGGCGCGCUCGGCGGCCUCGUAGAGGCCGCGCAGCUUGCGCGCACCCGUGCAUGGCUGCGCGGCCGCUCCGUCCCGGCUCCCCCGACGAGCGGGAUGAGCGCGUACGGCCUGGUGCUGGGCGAGACGGCCGAGUUGUGGGUCAUGACGCGGGGACCGUAUUUCGUCGCGCGCGCGUGGGCAGGCAAGCUCGGCACGCCCGAGUUCGCAGGCGUGCUCGCGAGCGUCCUCGGCGCCCGCGAGCGCGCCGCUGCCGUCGCGCAGUGUCUGCAUACCAUCAAGGCUGGGCGGGAGGCGCUCGCGAGCGCGGACCGCGCCGACCGCGCCGACCCGAACGCAUUCGACACGUGGGCCGGCAACGGCGGCGACACGCCCGCGCGCACGUUUGAGCGCGGCCUCGCGGCCGUCGGGUAUGCCGAUGGCGGCGCACGCGUCGUCGCAUGGGUCAGGGCGCAGGAUGUUGCGAGCUACGUGGCUGUCGAGUAGGGAGUGGGAGGAGGACUUGCAUCACUUCAUCAUUGUACUAUUAUGCAUCUAUCAUCGGGU